UGCUCUUAUUUUGAAGAAUACAUGAGCGGUUCCGGUUCCCCUCAAGUCUGCUUUUCCCUGCGAGCUCCGUUGCAUCAGUUUCAUAAAGUGAGCAGCUAGCUUUGAGCUCCUGGAAACUGCUUGGUAAGGUAAAACAGGUGGAACAUGUGUGGCAUCUGGGCGUUGUUUGGCAGCGAUGAGUGCCUGUCAGUUCAGUGCACGUGUGCCAUGAAGAUCGCCCACAGAGGCCCUGAUGCUUUCCGCUUUGAGAACGUCAAUGGCUUUACCAACUGCUGCUUUGGUUUCCACCGGCUGGCCAUCGUGGAUCAGCUGUAUGGGAUGCAGCCGCUACGCGUCAAGAAGUUCCCUUACUUAUGGCUGUGCUACAACGGAGAGAUUUACAACCACUGCAGACUGGAGCAGCAGUUUGACUUUGACUGUCAGACAAAAAUGGACGGAGAGAUUUUGCUCCACCUGUAUGAUCGCUUCGGCAUCAAGAAGAUGGCCUCUCUCCUCGACGGAGUGUUUGCCUUCAUUUUGUUGGAUACCGCCAACAGAAGGGUCCAUCUGGGGAGGGACACAUAUGGCAUCCGGCCGUUGUUUAAAUUCAUCACGGAUAAUGGAUUCCUGGCCGUCUGCUCAGAGGCUAAAGGCCUUGUAGACAUUACCCACUCGAUGGCUACAGCCGCCAACAUCGUGCCCUUUCUUCCGGGACACAUUGAGGUUUUUGAUCUGAAGCUGAACGGAAAAGUUGAGUCUAUCCAGUUUGAGCAGUUUCACUGCUGCACACAGGAGCCUGCUCAUGCUGCCUACGAUAGUGUGGAGAAGCUGCCCACAGGAGUUGACAAGGAAACGGUGAAGAGCAACAUCAGACGGCUGUUUGAAAAUGCCGUGAGGAAACGUCUGAUGGCUCACAGGCGGAUUGGGUGUCUGCUGUCAGGUGGCCUGGACUCCAGUUUGGUUUCUGCCAUUUUGGUGAAACAGGCUCAAGCGGAGAAGCUGCCGUAUCCCAUUCAGACAUUUUCCAUCGGGUCUGACGAUAGUCCGGACAUCCUUGCUGCUCGCAAGGUGGCAGCUCACAUUGGCAGCGAACAUCAUGAGGUCAACUUCACCGCAGAGGAGGGGAUCCAGGCUGUGGAGGAGGUCAUCUUCCACCUGGAGACCUAUGACAUCACCACGAUCCGUGCCUCUGUUGGUAUGUAUUUGGUAUCCAAGUACAUCAGGUCAAAGACGGACAGCGUGGUGAUCUUCUCUGGAGAGGGAGCUGACGAGCUGACUCAGGGUUAUAUUUACUUCCACAAGGCUCCGAGUCCCAGAGCAGCAGCAGAGGACAGCGUCCGCCUCCUGAAGGAGCUCUACUUGUUUGAUGUUCUGCGGGCCGAUCGCACCACGGCGGCUCACGGUCUGGAGCUCAGAGUGCCGUUCCUGGACCACCGAUUCACAGCGUACUACCUCUCUCUACCCGAGGAGAUGAGAACUCCCAAGGACGGAGUGGAGAAACACCUUCUGAGGGACUCUUUCAAAGGACUCAACUUAAUCCCUGAUGAGAUCCUUUGGAGGCGCAAAGAAGCUUUCAGUGAUGGAGUGAUGUCUGUGAAGAAGUCCUGGUACACCUGUCUCCAGGAGCAUCUUGAGUCUAUGGUGAAUGAUGACCAGAUGGAGAAGGCUCAUAAAACCUUCCCUCACAACCCCCCCACCUCCAAAGAGGCGUACUACUUCAGACAGGUGUUUGAGAGGCACUACCCGGGCCGGGGCCAGUGGCUGCCCCACUACUGGAUGCCCCGAUGGAUCGAUGCCUGCGACCCGUCAGCACGGACUCUGUCCAUCUACCAGCCAGACAAAGACCAGUGACCCUCCCCACCAAACACACACACACACACACACACACACACACACACACACACACACACACACACCAACUGUAAACCCCUCGUUCAGAUGAAAGAUGUCCGACUGUAACCGAGUUUAUCUGACUCACUGUGGUGGGAGCAGCUGGAGGCUCUCAGGUUUAGUACAGAUCUGUGUUUAUACCUGCUGCUGGUUGUGAGAAGAACCGCAUCUCUCAUCUGGAUCAGGUUGUGGAGGCAGCAGCAGCAGCAGCAGCGUGUGGUUGGUGGCGUAUGUCUGCUGAAGCGUCUCAUCAACACACCUGAUGGUGGCUUUCAAUUACUGCUGCCUUUAUAAUAAACCUAGAAAAAAAACA
Messenger RNA from Nothobranchius furzeri (turquoise killifish), 2182 nucleotides. It is a transcript of the gene asns, whose product is annotated as asparagine synthetase. Gene Ontology annotation, cellular component: cytosol. Gene Ontology annotation, molecular function: asparagine synthase (glutamine-hydrolyzing) activity. NCBI's taxonomy places the organism in Eukaryota, Metazoa, Chordata, Actinopteri, Cyprinodontiformes, Nothobranchiidae. The record is from RefSeq and is a predicted model, not a curated record.